This is a messenger RNA of Oryza sativa Japonica Group (Japanese rice), 1217 nucleotides long. Its product is annotated as E3 ubiquitin-protein ligase RHA2A. Lineage: Eukaryota; Viridiplantae; Streptophyta; Magnoliopsida; Poales; Poaceae. Gene Ontology annotation, molecular function: ubiquitin protein ligase activity. The record is from RefSeq and is a predicted model, not a curated record. Gene Ontology annotation, biological process: ubiquitin-dependent protein catabolic process.
GAUCGAUCACUCAUCACUCGAGCUGAUCAGCUCAGCUACGCCGGUGAGCCAGAAGCUUUGGUGAGUUUAAAAUUCUAAAAAGCAACCGGUGAGAAGUCAGAAGCUUUGGUUCCGUUUAGGGAGCUUAAAAUUCUGAGAAACAACUGGUGAGAAACUAACUGGUGAAAAUCUAAACUGUUUGGAGGAGGCCAGUCCUUUGUAUCUAAGGGAGUGUGAUAGCUCGAUGUACUCUUGGGAGUUUUAAUUAGGUGCAACCAAUCCCUGUCUCCAUCACCUUAAUUUUUCCCAGAUGAUCCCAAACUUGAUUAGUCGAUCGCUCUCUUUAUAAGCCAUCGCAAAUUUAAUCUUGGCUACUCUCGAGUAUCGAUCGCGUCGCGUUUGAUCGAUCGAGACGAUGGUGGUGGUGGUGAGCCAUGUCAUGGCGCUCCUGUCGUCGGCGCUGUCCGGGAAGAAGGCGGCGGCGGAAGGUGACGGCGACGACGACGGAGGGCAGUGCCGGUGCUGGCGGGACGGCGACGGCGUCGGCGGCGGGCAGGCGGCGGCGGCGGGGUGCUGCGUGUGCAUAUCGGGGUUCAGGGACGGGGAGGAGGUGCGGCGGCUGCCGUGCGGGCACGCGUUCCACCGGGACUGCGUCGACCGGUGGCUGGCGCUCUACUGCCGGCGGCGGACGUGCCCGCUCUGCCGCCUCCACGUCGGCGGCGCCGUGGUGGCCGCCGCCGUGGCCGGGCUCGACGAGCUCCAGCUCGGCGACGACCUCGUCAUCUGGUUCUCCUCCCUCUUCGUCGCCGGUUUCUAGCUUGGUUAAUCAGAAUCCAUCCUAGCUGUUGCCUGCAUGAGCAAUUUGCUCUUUUUUUUAAAAAAAAAGGAAAAAAAACUUUGUUGUUUUCUCCCUUUCUGCUUCCAGCUUAUGAGAUGAAAUGGCCAAUCUCUACCUGUCCUGGUGGUAGAGCAAAACGGCAUGGCAGAAUUCAAAGUUCAAAGUAAAGAUAUAGUUUUAGGUCCUUGCAAAUUCACUCUGGCCAUAUCAAUAUAUGCUCAGAUAGAAUUAAUGCAGCUGCAAGUAGGUUCCUAAAUUAAUUUUGGUUGGAUGAAUGUGAUGAAGCAAUGAACGAACUUUGAUGGUACUGUACAUUGCUGAAUAGCUUGGUUUACACCUCUGUUAUAUUGCCCCUGUACCUUUGCCCUUUGGAAACAAUGAACCGCCUUGAAUUUUUUCA